Messenger RNA from Coccomyxa subellipsoidea C-169, 1029 nucleotides. RefSeq lists its product as hypothetical. Lineage: Eukaryota; Viridiplantae; Chlorophyta; Trebouxiophyceae; Coccomyxaceae. Gene Ontology annotation, cellular component: Ndc80 complex. Bases 51 to 743 code for a protein of 230 amino acids. The record is from RefSeq and is a predicted model, not a curated record. The transcript is spliced from 6 exons. Gene Ontology annotation, biological process: chromosome segregation.
AACACUUCUUGUGCCGAUGCUCAACGCGAUAUCAGCUACUGCUUCAAGCCAUGAAUCACAGGAUAGUGCUGGAUGAGCUGAACCGAGACCUUAGUGCCAGCAGAGCAAAAGUGGAAGGUUGGGCUCAAACCAAAAUCAAUGCCGCCGAUAAGCUCCGGGAGCAGCACCUGACAUCCGUCAAAGACUUGAAAUGCAAGAUAGUAACACUGCAGAACAACAAAGCAAAACGCGAGCAGGAAGUGGAGGAGCUGAAGCAGAGACUUCAGCAUGAGAGCGAAGAAGAGGAGCAAGUGAAGGCACAGCUCAGGGCAGCUGAGGAGGAAUCUGAUGCUCUUCCAAAGGAAAUCCAUGAUAUCAAGACAGCCUUGGACCGAGAAACAGCAGAGCUGCAGCGGCAGGAAUCAGCUUUGGCAGAUAAGGAGUCUUUACGGGAGGGGAAGCUUCGGUCUCUGAGGCAAGCCUUGGAUCUUUAUCGCGCACGUCUGGGGCUACAAUUUCGCAAAGACCAUACGGACGAGCUGCUCCUGAUCUUCACCCACAUUGACCCAAGCAGCCAUCUGCGGGAGUUCAUGCUGGGGGUCCACGUCCAUGCCGACAACACCUACAGCAUCACCAGGUGUGAGCCAGCCCUGGAGGGACUGGAUCCAAUGCUUGGGGAGCUGAACAGUUCCAACAACUUCAGUCAGUUUGUGCGGCAGCUGAGGAAGCGGUUUCAGCAGCUUAUCGUCCGCCCUGCAUCAUGAUGCAUGCGCAAGUGCCAUAUACCAGAAGCAGGAAGCAACAGAUGUAUUGAAUGAUUUUGAUAUUGAGCGCACUGCAUUCCCUCGCAUGUGCUGUACCUUAAAUUGUUGUCGCACUGCUGAACACAAACAUUUGCAGGAUUUUGAGCACUAACUGGCAAGCAUUACCAGGAAGAAUUGCUGGAAGAAAAAAAAUCUUCUUUUGUCAUUCUCAGAAUUAACUUUAUAUAUGGCUGUAUGUACCGACAAGUCUUAAUGACGCCGGUCUGUAAAAUAAAUGUCCAUCAAU